This is a messenger RNA of Ceutorhynchus assimilis (cabbage seed weevil), 8407 nucleotides long. The record is from the annotation of a GenBank genome assembly. NCBI's taxonomy places the organism in Eukaryota, Metazoa, Arthropoda, Insecta, Coleoptera, Curculionidae.
CGCAGUGGUCAACUUCACCUUUGGAGAUGGCUUUGAAAAACUACGAGAAUUCAAAGUGCGUUCUGAUACUGGAGAGAUUUGCAUUGCCUCUUGUCUGGAUUAUGAACUAAGAAACGUUUACGAAUUUCCCGUUAUCGCCACCGACAGAGGUGGAUUGAGUACAACAGCAAUGGUCAAAAUCCAAGUAACUGACGUCAACGAUAAUCGUCCAGUUUUCUACCCACCAGAAUACAACGUUUCGCUCCGGGACGGUGGAGGCUCAUCAUCAGCCACCUCACCAGUUGUAGUAGUAUCCGCCACCGAUUUGGACUCUGGAAAAUUCGGCACUGUCCGCUACAAAAUCGUUUCCGGCAACGAUGCCGGAUUAUUCCGUAUUGACAAAAACACCGGCGAAAUUUUCAUCAAUCAACCUCAACAGUUAUCAACCAAAAAUCAACCAUAUCAUCAUUUGAAUAUCAGUGCAACCGAUGGAGGAAAUUUGAGAUCCCUAAAAGAUGCUGAAGUGUUUAUUAGCAUUAUUGAUUCAACUCAAAGACCUCCAAUUUUUGAUCAGGCUAGAUAUGUGUUUGCUGUAAUGGAAAAUGGCAAAAAGGACUUUGUUUUGGGACAUGUCAAGGCUACAGUGAAUAAUAAUGGUCGAAGCAAUAUACGCUACUCCAUCUACUCCGGAGAUCCGGACGGUUUGUUUCGAAUCGACCCGAUAACCGGGGCGAUCAAAGUGUCCGGAAAUCUGGAUCACGAGUCUAGGGCUUCGGUUCUACUCAACGUGCAAGCGACCAGCGGCAAUCCUCCCGUUUAUGGACAUACACAGGUCAACAUCGAAAUAAAUGACGUCAACGACAACACGCCGGAAUUCGAAUCUCCAACAGUCCGCAUCUCGAUACCGGAAAACACCGAUAUUGGCGUUGCUAUAUACGCAGCUCACGCUACCGACAAAGACAGCGCUUCUAAUGGCUUGGUGCGCUACAAGCUGACUAACACCGGUUCAGAACUCUUUAGCAUCGACUCCAAAUCCGGCCAUUUGACUCUGAAGCGGAAGCUAGAUUAUGAAGUGUACAGAGGCACACGUUAAUAGUGACUGCUACUGAUUUAGGAGUGCCAGCGUUGUCAGCUAACUUGACUAUAUUGGUUGAGGUGCAAGAUAUGAACGAUAAUCCGCCAGUGUUCGAGAACAGCCAGUAUGGUUUGAGCGUUUUGGAAUCUUUGCCAAUCAAUUCACAAAUCACCCAAUUUACAGCUGUAGACGCGGACACUGGCAACAAUGCCCGGAUAACUUAUCGUCUACUAACGUCAAACCAAACCAGCGAUCAGGUUUUUGGAAUUUUUCCAAAUUCUGGCUGGUUGUAUCUUAAAGCAAACCUGGAUAGAGAGACCAAGAGCCGCUACAACCUCGUGGUGGCUGCCAGAGAUAACGGUUUGCCACCUCAAACAGCUACAGCCCAAGUGACUGUAGAGGUUGUUGACGUCAACGACAACGAUCCAGCGUUUUUGGCAGAAAACUACCAAUUUCAAAUAGAAGAAAAUCUAUCUAGAGGCACUUUUGUCGGCAAACUUCAAGCCAGCGAUAAGGAUUCCGGUAUAAACGCCGCCUUGCGUUACAGUCUGAUACCGAACAACGGUAGUUUCCAAAUUAACGUCGCUACUGGUGAAAUCACCACAAAAGAAAUCCUGGACCGAGAAUCCAAAGAAACCUACGAUCUAGUAGCUGAAGCCAAAGACCAAGGACAACCGUCCAGAAGCGCCCGAGUCAGCGUCCGAAUAACCGUCCUGGACGUGAAUGACAAUGCCCCGGAAAUAGUCGAUCCUCAAGAGGACGUGGUCAGCGUACGUGAAGAACAAAGCCCUGGAACCGAAGUUGUCCGAAUACGAGCCAUUGAUGCAGACAACGGAUACAAUUCUUCAAUCACUUAUUCUUUGCUUAAAGACUCUGAUGGUCAAGAAACUUUUGCAAUUCAUCCAAUAACUGGACUAAUAAGAACCAAAUUGGUCUUGGACCAUGAAGAAAAAACUAUUUAUCGUAUUGGAGUUGUUGCUAUAGAUGGAGGAAAUCCUUCAAAGCAAACAGUAAGAAUGUUGAGAGUAGAAGUACUUGAUCUCAACGAUAAUCGGCCUACUUUUACCAGCUCUAGUUUAACUUUUAUUGUAAGAGAGGAUGCCAAGAUUGGUCAAGCUAUUGGCACUGUAGCCUUGACUUCUUUGGAAGAAAAUAUUGUCCCAGACAGUACUGCUACUCAUAUAACUUACACAAUCACUGGUCCAGUAAAUGCAUUUGAAAUCGAACGUAAUACUGGCAAAAUCGUUGUUGCCCAAGAGCUGGACAGAGAAAAACAAUCUGAAUACAAACUGGAAGUAAGAGCUAUGGAUAUAAGGGCCAUGAAUAAUCCGCAAAGUAGUGCAAUUACUGUCAAAAUUGAUAUAGCGGAUGUCAAUGAUAAUGCACCUAAAUGGCCCAAAGAUCCUGUAACAAUCCCUGUAAGCGAAAACACUGAAGUUGGCUCAACGAUUUAUAACUUCACUGCUAGUGAUUUAGAUAGCAAUGAAAACGGUGACAUUCGGUAUUUGUUAAGCCCAAAUACAUUCUUCACAAUAGACUCUUUGACGGGAAGUUUAAGUUUAACAUCCGCAUUAGAUUUUGAAGCAAUUAAAGAACACUUUUUGGUUAUAAAAGCUAGUGAUCAAGCCUUGAACGCUUCACAACGUCUAAGUAGCUACCUUACAGCCAAAAUCUUAGUAACAGACUUCAAUGAUAAUACUCCAAGAUUCAUAAUGCCUUCAAUAGUAUUCAUCAGCGAUAGUUUAUCAGUUGGAAUGAAAAUCACAAACAUCUUAGCAAUGGAUGAUGAUUCUGGUGACAACGGCCGAGUGACUUAUAUUUUAGCCAACAACAAUGAAUUUUCUUUGGGCUAUGACACAGGAGUUUUAACCUUGGCCAAACCUCUAAACAGGAAAAGUUACACUUUAAACAUUACAGCUAUUGACCAUGGAAAACCUACAAACCUACAAGCUAGCAUGAAACUUAAAUUGCUAGUGCAAGACACUGCUAAUAGUUUUCAGAAGUUACUAGAGCCUGAAUAUGAGGCCAAUAUAAUGGAAAAUGCUGGAGUAGGCACGUUGGUGACUGAAAUAGUUGUCAGAUUGGAUAAUGUCUCUUUUCAUUUGCCUCUUGGAAUUGCCGACGAUACUUUUGAAGUACAUAAUAAUGGCAAGGUUUACACCAAAAAGCCUUUGGACAGGGAAGUUUUGGAACAUUAUACAAUACCUGUUUAUGUUACUGAUCAUUCUACGCAAAUGUUUGAUAAAACUAGGCUCGUAAUCAAUGUAAUGGAUAUAAACGAUCAUGCACCGAGGUUUUUAGUUGAAUCUUGCCAAAGACUUGCCAUUCCAGAAAACAGUGAAACUGCAAUUUUUCAUACAGUGGUUGCAAACGACCUAGACAGUGGUUCUAAUGGAGAAAUUACCUAUUCAAUUACAAGCGGUAAUAUUCGCAAUAAAUUCAGCAUUGACCCAAAAACAGGUGACCUAACAGCUAAACCUUUAGACAGAGAAAGCAAUGCAAGAUACUUUUUAACAAUAACAGCCCAAGAUCAUGGAGCUCCUUCACUACAAGGCCUAUGCAACUUGACCGUGUAUGUAGAAGACCAAAACGAUAACGAUCCAAAGUUUGACUUAUCCAAAUACUCAACCACAAUGCUAGAAGAUGUCCCAAUUGACACUUCUAUAAUGAAAGUGCACGCAUCAGACGCUGACACUGGCCUCAACGCAAAAAUAAUCUACUUCCUAGCCAAUGAAAGCCAAUGGUUAUUCCGCAUUGACAACAACACUGGAGUAAUUACAACAGCGGGCUUAUUUGAUCGAGAAAGAAAAUCCGAAUACAAUUUCAUGGUUGUUGCAACUGACAGCGGCAAAUACAAUGCCAGAUCCACAAAAGUGCCUGUAACUGUUUAUGUAAAAGAUGUCAACGAUAAUAAGCCUGUUUUUACAAUGUAUCCGUUUAAGGAAAAAGUGCCUGGCUAUAUACAGCCUGGCCAAAACAUCCUAAAAGUAACAGCAAAAGACAUUGAUGAAGGUACUAAUGGUGAAAUUGUGUAUAAUUUAGUCAAUGAAGGCAAUUUGGGAAAGUUUCGUAUUAAUCCCAAUUCUGGUGUACUGACAGCAACUCAGUCAUUGACCAGCAGCAACGGCAAAGUAAUUUACUUAAGCGUAAUAGCAACAGACAAAGGAAAUCCUCCUAAAAGCUCCACUGGAUUAAUAGAAUUAAUCGUAGGCGAUUUACCACAAGCUUCUUUAAGUUUGCGCUUCCAAAAUGACACCUACGACGUCACUAUACCGGAAAAUACCGAUCAAUUCCGGGAUGUUAUACAAGUCAGUGCUGUACGUACCGAUGGCAGAAGGCAAAAGAUUCUAUACACAUUUGGAACUGGAAACGAAGACAAUAUUUUUGUUAUUGGAGCGGAAACUGGCAUGAUACAAGUCAGAGAUCCUAAGAAUUUGGACUACGAGUUGCAUCACUCAAUACAUUUGGUUGUUGAAGUUAAAACCGAAGGUAAUCCCAAUUUGCAUGGGUAUUGUGACGUCAUUGUCAGGCUAGUGGAUCAAAAUGAUAAUGCUCCCAAGUUUACGCAGCAACAGUAUACUGCAUCUGUAUGGGAAGGAGAUAAGAAAGGUACUUUUGUGUUGCAAGUUGUGGCCUCAGAUGCUGACGAAGGGCAAAACUCUAGAAUAUUGUAUCACAUUGUGGACGGAAAUCACGAUAAUGCCUUCAAAAUCGAGCCUGCCUUUAGCGGAAUCGUGCGGACCAACAAUGUACUAGACAGAGAAAUUAGGGACAAUUAUAGACUUACAAUAAUUGCUACCGACGAAGGUAUACCACAAAUGACAGGUACAGCUAGAGUGCGCAUCAAUGUAGUAGACGUCAACGAUAAUCAACCAACUUUCCCACCGCCGCGCACCAUCAAAGUACCAGAAAACACCGAACUCGGCAGCCUGUUGACGACCCUAACAGCCAACGACGUUGACACUUUUCCUGAGCUCACCUACAGCUUUGCCCCAAACGUCGACAAGGAAUACCUAGAGUAUUUCUCUAUUGACAGGUUUAGCGGCAAGAUUUUCCUCAGGAAAAUGCUGGACUUUGAAACUUGGCAAGAUUGCAAAUUGAAAAUUGUUGCUAGUGAUACUGCGCAUGUGGCCGAAACCGUUUUGACUGUCGAAGUAGGUGAUGUAAACGAUAAUUAUCCGGAGUUUAUGCAAGGGACUUAUGAAACUAAUUUGCCAGAUAUCGUCUCCACAUCAUUCAUCGACAUUUUGACCCUCAACGCUACUGAUAAAGAUUCGGGCAAAAACUCUGAACUCACCUAUACCAUUGCCAACCCUUUGUCAGGCUUCUACAUCAACCCAUCCGAUGGAAUCCUAAAAGUCAACGUUUCCAAUGUUACCAGCACCCUGCAAGAUGUUUACUUGACUAUAAAAGCUGAAGACUCUGGAGAACCUUCUCUUCAUUCGCUAGUUUCUGUAAGGAUUAAAAACAGCAAACGCAUGGAGAAUAAUUAUGGCUACAAAAAAGAGUACCGCUUGGCUGUGAUGGAGAAUUCCAAAACUGGUACUAGUUUAAUCCAUUUGACCAAACCUAAUAGUCAAACUCAAGCCACCAGCUUCAACAUUCUAGAAGGCAAUAAUGAUAAAACAUUCCAAAUAUCACCUACAGGGACUUUGAUUUUGCUAAAGCCCUUGGAUCGAGAGCAGCAAGACAAUUAUGACCUCACUAUAUCAAUUGAUGGCUCUUUGGUGACUCAUGUCUUAAUCACUGUAGAGGAUUUCAAUGACAAUGCGCCAGUAUUUUUGGAAGCUACCUAUGAAACAAGCAUUAGUGAAAGUUUACCUGUUGGGGCCUCAGUUGCAAACAUCCAAGCAACUGAUGCAGACUUGCAAAACACCCCAAAUGCUGAUGUGAUUUAUGAAAUAACUUCAGGCAAUGAAGAUUGCUAUUUCAAAAUUGACUCAAUCACUGGCAUAGUUUAUGUUAAUAAUACUUUGGAUUAUGACCAAGGUAGCUUGUUAUAUAAUUUGGUUAUUAAAGCUUGCGAUAAAGGUGUUAAGCCUUUAUGCUCAUUGACAUCUUUAAGGAUUUUGUUGCAAGAUGAAAACGAUAAUGUGCCAUUGUUUGCUUUCAAUGAAUAUAUGGAGUCUGUAAGCGAAAACGAGCCUGUUAACACUGUAGUGUUUACAGCUCAUGCAACAGAUUUAGAUAAAGGGCCUUAUGGCAAAAUAAAUUACACCCUUGUGGAUAAUGCCGAUUGGAAACUGUUUAGUCUAGACACCCAAAGCGGCCUGGUAACUACAACCUCUAUUUUCGAUUAUGAACUUAGAAAUAGAUAUAGUUUUGCCGUAAAGGCUUCAGACACUGGAGGCAAAUCAUCAAUGGUAAAAGUCUAUGUAGAAAUUGAAGGCAAAGAUGAAUUUUAUCCACAAUUUACUGAGAGGACUUAUAAGUUUCCUUUAGCCACUUCAGUAGCUUUGCCAGCUGGUUAUGUAAUUGGUCACGUAGUGGCAACAGACAAAGACAAAGGGCCAGACGGUAGAGUUGUCUAUCAACUAACAACUCAACAUGGAUAUUUUAAAAUCAAUCGCACAACAGGCGCUGUAUUAUUAAAAAGGAAAUUUGACCAAUCAGUUUUGAUGACUUCUGGCAGAGAAAUCAGCCUUGUAGUAACUGCAAGCUCUGGGAGGCAAGGCUCCUUAACAAACAUGACAGUAAUAGAAAUCGUAUUGGAUCCUUUAGCAGAUCCUGGUACUAAUCUAGCCAUAAACCAAAAUCAAGUAGGCAUUUCAGAUUGGGCUUUGGGCCUAGUAAUUUCAAUUGCCUUACUACUGAUAAUAUUUGGAGCAGUUUUCGUUUAUUUGCACAUGCGCAACAAACGCAACCGCAAAAUGAACAAACCUAAUUUGAGUUCGGAGCCUGCUACAAACAACUAUGCGGACCCAAGUGGUUUUGAUACUAUUCCAGUUGGACAACCGAUGCAAAACCAAUUUGCCCCUCCUAAGUAUGAUGAAAUCCCGCCUUAUGGGAAUCCGGCUAGUUCUGGAGCUGCUACAACUUCUGAGUUGAGUGGGUCUGAGCAGUCUGGGUCAAGUGGUAGAGGUUCAGCUGAAGAUGGCGAAGAUGGUGAAGAUGAAGAGAUUAGAAUGAUUAACGAACAACGUGGCAACGAUGCUGACUCAUUAUCAGCUGUUUCAGUAAGAAAUACUCAAGAGUAUUUAGCUAGAUUGGGCAUAGUUGUCGAUACCAGCGCCCCUCACACUCAAGCAGGAAGUAGUAAAGAAUCCUUACACCAUCACCAAGCAGUACCUCUGCACAUCUUCGACGAAGAAAGUGCCAACGACCAAGAUAUCACCAACAUGAUUUAUGCCAAACUAAAUGAUGUAGCUAAUAGUGAUAGAGCUAGCUCAACAGACGAAGCUACUGCAAUGGCAAUCAGCUAUGGCGAAGUACCAUCAGUAACCCAUCAACCCUCAAUGAAUGGCUCCCUAAGCUCAAUAGUACAUAGCGAAGAAGAACUAGCAGGUAGCUACAACUGGGACUAUUUACUAGACUGGGGGCCUCAAUAUCAACCAUUAGCCCAUGUUUUUUCCGAGAUAGCGAGACUGAAAGACGAUACUGCUUCGGUGCACAGCGCUGCCAGCGGUACGUCAAGCGUUCGGAGUAAGAUUUCGGUUGCGCCCGGGCCUCCGUUGAUAACUAACAUAGCGCCCAGGGCUAUUUUGAACCCGAGGGCUAAUCAAAGUAUUAUGAUGUUGCCGAGGUCGCCCAUUAAUCACGAUGCUUCGGGGGCUGGGUUUAGUACUUCUACGGCGAUGUCGCCUAAUUUUUCGCCUUCGCUGUCGCCGUUAGCUACUAAAUCGCCUUCGAUAUCGCCGCAUCAUGUUAUGUCGCGGCCGUCAGCUCAAAAUAGGAAUAAGUCUAUUGUGGAUACAGAGUUGAGAAUAUGAUUAUUAUUACAUUACAGACUGAAAGACUCCUUUUUUUUUUUUAUUUGUAUAUUUUUGUAUUAUAAUUUAAUAAUGCUCAUUAGUAAUAAAGUGUUUUGCCAUUUUUAGCCAUAAUAUACCCGCGUCUCCCUUUUUUCUUAGAAACUGAAUUUAUUAUUUAUUUGUCUAAAUUAAUAUUGUAAAUAUAUUUGUUGUAAAUUUUUUGAAGUGAGUUCCUAUUUCAGGUUCUAUAUUAUUAUUCAAAUUGAAUCGAUUGUUGACCAAAUAUUUAUGUAAACAAAUUGUUUUUGUUUUUUUUAUUAUUGUAUCUUUUGUGUCCCCCCUUGUAAGAGUAUUUUUCUAUAUUUUUUUUUUAGGAAAUGUGAACUGUAAAAUUGUGUACAAAAGUAGUUUAGUGUAGGUUAGUGAAUAAAUAAAUAAAUAA